Molecule: messenger RNA, 2358 nt
Organism: Candidula unifasciata
Lineage: Eukaryota; Metazoa; Mollusca; Gastropoda; Stylommatophora; Geomitridae
Source: the annotation of a GenBank genome assembly
AUGGCGUACAUCUUGAGAUCAGCGGCCCGUAAGGGUAUUGAUAUUCUUGGGCAUGGGUCACCCCGUCAUAUACAUGCAACUUCCUAUGUUGCUGCACAGGCCGUUCCAAUGAGUCGCUUUGAAACAGACAGAUACGUUGAUUACGACAAACUGCAACACAAUGUCAAAAUUGUCAAGAACAGACUUGGCCGGCCGCUGACACUUUCGGAGAAAAUUUUGUAUGGCCAUUUAGAUGACCCCCAAAAUCAGGAUAUUAAAAGAGGUGAUAGCUACCUCAAACUGAGACCCGACAGAGUGGCCAUGCAAGAUGCCACUGCACAGAUGGCAAUGCUCCAGUUCAUUUCUAGUGGCCUUCCAAAAGUCGCUGUACCAUCCACCAUCCACUGUGAUCACCUCAUUGAAGCACAGGUAGGAGGUGAACAGGAUCUAAAACGAGCUAAGGAUCUUAAUAAAGAAGUGUAUGAUUUUCUGGCAACAGCAAGUGCCAAGUAUGGCGUAGGAUUCUGGAAACCUGGCAGUGGAAUUAUCCAUCAGAUUGUUCUGGAAAAUUAUGGGUAUCCCGGUGUUCUGCUUAUUGGUACAGACAGUCACACACCCAAUGGAGGUGGUUUAGGGGGUCUGUGCAUUGGAGUUGGUGGAGCUGAUGCUGUGGAUGUGAUGGCCAAUAUCCCUUGGGAGUUGAAAUGUCCCAAAGUGAUUGGUGUCAAACUCACAGGAGAACUCUCUGGAUGGACCUCACCUAAAGAUGUAAUCCUGAAAGUGGCAGGUAUCCUCACCGUCAAAGGAGGUACUGGCGCAAUUGUUGAGUACUUUGGGCCCGGCGUGGACUCCAUUUCUUGCACAGGCAUGGGCACAAUUUGCAAUAUGGGUGCUGAGAUUGGUGCAACAACUUCAGUUUUCCCCUACAACCACAGAAUGCAGGACUAUCUCAAGGCAACAAGCAGAGAAGGCAUUGCGUCACUGGCCAACUCAUACAAGGACCUCUUGUCAUCAGAUGCUAAUGCUGAGUACGAUCAGGUCAUUGAGAUUAAUCUGAGCCAGCUGGAGCCUCAUGUGAAUGGUCCCUUCACCCCUGAUCUUGCCCAUCCAAUCAGCCAAUUGGGUAAGACAGCCAAAGAAAAAGGUUGGCCACUCGACAUCAGAGUAGGUCUCAUUGGCAGCUGCACAAACAGCAGCUAUGAAGACAUGGGCCGCUCCGUCAGCAUAGCCAAGCAAGCACUGAGCAGAGGGGUUAAAGCCAAAUCUGCCUUUACAAUUACUCCAGGCUCUGAGCAGAUUAGAGCCACAAUAGAGAGGGAUGGCAUGGCACAAGUUCUGAGAGACAUUGGUGGUGUUGUCCUUGCCAAUGCUUGUGGGCCUUGUAUAGGACAAUGGGACAGAAAGGAUGUGAAGAAGGGGGAGAAAAACACCAUUGUCUCAUCCUACAACCGAAACUUCACCGGCCGAAAUGAUGCUAACCCGGCAACCCAUGCUUUUGUGACAUCACCAGAGUUAGUCACUGCGCUGGCCAUUGCUGGAGAUCUGGCCUUUAACCCUCUCGUUGAUGAGCUGACUGGGAAAGAUGGCAAGAAAUUCAAGCUGCAGAGCCCUACGGGGGAUGAACUUCCCAGAAAUGGGUUCGACCCCGGCCAGGACACCUACCAGGCACCACCCAAAGACAGCAGCGCUGUUAAAGUAGUUGUUGCCCCAGACAGCAAGCGCCUGCAGCUCUUGUCUCCCUUCGACAAAUGGAACGGGAAAGACCUGGAGGAUCUGCUUGUCCUUAUUAAGGUGAAAGGAAAGUGCACCACUGACCACAUCAGUGCUGCUGGGCAGUGGCUGAAGUACAGAGGUCAUCUAGACAACAUCUCAAACAACUUGCUUAUUGGAGCUGUGAAUAUUGAAAACAAUGAAAUCAACAAGGUAACAAACCAACUGACAGGGGAAACAGGUGCAGUCCCUGACACAGCCAGAUACUACAAAUCAAAGAAACAAGGAUGGGUUGUCAUUGGAGAUGAAAACUACGGCGAGGGAAGCAGCAGAGAGCAUGCAGCUCUAGAACCUAGACAUCUCGGAGGAAGGGCUAUCAUCGUCAAGAGUUUUGCUCGUAUCCACGAAACCAAUUUGAAGAAACAGGGCAUGCUGCCUCUGACCUUCUCCAAUCCUGCCGACUACGAUAAAGUGCAGCCCACAGACAGAAUUUCUCUGGUCGGGCUCAAAGACCUGGCUCCUGGAAAGCCGGUGGAGUGCCACCUGAAGCACAAGGACGGCACAGUUGACAAGAUCUUCUUGAAUCACACAUUGAAUGAAGGUCAGAUUGCAUGGUUCAAGGCUGGCAGUGCACUCAACAGAAUGGCUGAGCUCAGUGGCAAGAAAUAA